Messenger RNA from Phaethon lepturus (White-tailed tropicbird), 2224 nucleotides. Its product is annotated as threonine aspartase 1-like. Gene Ontology annotation, molecular function: threonine-type endopeptidase activity. Gene Ontology annotation, biological process: protein maturation. NCBI's taxonomy places the organism in Eukaryota, Metazoa, Chordata, Aves, Phaethontiformes, Phaethontidae. The record is from RefSeq and is a predicted model, not a curated record.
GGUUUAGUUUGGCAGCUUUUAAGAGGAACAAGAGGAAGCUAGAGUUGGCUGAAAAGGUGGAAACAGAUCUCAUUCAACUAAAGAAAAGAAGACAAUCAAAUGAAAAGGGCUCCAGAGUCAUGUGCAGCGCUUGUGGGAGACCCCCAAAGGCCAAUGAUGGUGGUAAAGGAGGUGAUCAAAUAGAGCUCUACUUGCCGGAGAAUGACUCAGGAACAUUGGAUACAGUUGGUGCCGUUGUUGUUGACCAAGAAGGAAAUGUUGCUGCUGCUGUUUCCAGUGGAGGUUUAGCACUAAAGCAUCCUGGAAGAGUUGGUCAGGCAGCUCUUUAUGGUUGUGGCUGCUGGGCUGAAAAUACAGGAGCUCAUACCCCUUACUCCACUGCUGUGAGUACUUCAGGUUGUGGAGAGCACCUUGUCCGAACCAUACUGGCCAGAGAAUGUUCAUGUGCUUUGCAAACAGAAGAUGCCCACCAAGCUCUCCUAGAGACUAUGCAAAACAAGUUUAUUGGUUCACCAUUUCUAGCCAAUGAAGAUGGUGUACUCGGAGGUGUGAUAGUUCUUCGGUCUUGCAGGUGUUCAGCAGAGCCUGAGUCAUCACAGGAAAAGCCAACUUUACUAGUGGAAUUUCUGUGGAGCCAUACAACAGAGAGCAUGUGUGUAGGAUAUAUGUCUGCACAGGAUGGCAAAGCUAAGACUCACAUUUCAAGACUUCCUCCUGGAGCCGUGGCAGGACAGUCCGUGGCAAUAGAAGGAGGAGUUUGCCGGCUGGAGAGUCCACAAAGCUGAACAGCUGAUUCCUCACUUCAUUGCAAAGAAUGUGAAUGACUUUUUGUACAUUAAGUUUUUUGUGUCUUAACAGAUGUUGGAAAUUCUACUCUUUUGUUUUAUACCCCGUAUUGCCACCACGUGCACCAUAACUUGAGACAAGUGCUGCUGUAGUUUAUGUUCUCACUCUGUGAAUGGGGGUGUGUGCAUGUUCAUUUUUUCCCUAAUAAAAUAGGAACUCUUCUCAGUUGAGCAAAGAUUAUGUAUGAUUAAUGAUUGCGUUUUCAUUGGUUUAUGUUUGAAAAAUAACCAGAAGUUUAAAAAAACUAAUUUAAAGAUACAGUCACAAUUGUUCUUCAUGUUCUAAAUUUAACAGGCCUUUGAAGUGGCUAUAUAAUUAUGCAAAAAUUAUUAUGGUUUCUAAGUUUCUCAGUGGCUUAAGGAAAUCCAGAGGUGGUUUAAGCAUGGGUUGUUUUUUUUCCUCCCCAAUAAGGAGGAUUCUUUUGUCAAAGAAUGGUUUCAGUGAAACAAACUAGAGCAAAAUUAAGGCUAGAAUUGUUUUUAAAUAGUCUUAUAGGUCACAUCUCUGUUCCCAAACGAAGAUGUUAAUAGCUUCAAGCUGUAUGUAUUACAAAAAGCUAUAUGAAGAUAAUGUAUCGUAACGCAGUCUUUAUGUAUAAUGGAAUAUUACAAUGUAAAUAAGAAAAACAAAGUUUAUGGAAAGAUUCGAUAUUAUUCUUCGCUUCUGUUUUAAAUCUAUUUUUGAGAGGUACAGAAAUGAACAUAUUACUGGAUGCGAAGUGCAAUGUGUAUUAAGUGGAUGUUGGGAGGUCUGAUACUAGCUUUUUUACUGAUAAAGCAACUUCCUAAAGUCCAGCCACAGCAUGGGUAUUUAUAUAACUGUGUGUAAUAUGUAUGUACUGUGCAUAAAUUUACUGUAAUCUUUUUUAUACCUUCAACAAAACUGCAUUAUAAAACAAUGUAAUCCUUGUCUGCCUUGUGAAGCAUUGGCAGCUGAACUGUCGUUUGUCACCAGUUCUGAUACGUUAGCCAGAUUGCCUGAGUCCUAAAAGUGAGUUCUGACAUACAAUCUUCCGUUCAGUACUGUUUUUUCUUCACAGCACUGGCAGCAAUAGAAGACUUUUGUAAUUAAUUCAUUGUCCUGAUAAGUAUGCCAAAGAGAAACAAAAAUAGUUCAUCUUUUUUUCCCUGGUGGAUAUUUGAUAAUUCUGUUUUCAGAAAUAGUGGAUGAAUAGAUAUUCAGACUGUAUUUGCUUAAUCGGGCAUUGUACUUGCCUGUUUUGUAAUGUUGUGCCUGCCUAUAACAGACAUACUUGACUGAUUAAAUGGUUACAUUGAUUGUAGUACCAAUCUUUCAUGGAGAAAAAAAAAAUCCUAAUAAAUUUUUUUUAAUAGCCUGAGUUCAUUUUCACUGUUACAAUACAGCAUACAUUGAGAUA